This is a messenger RNA of Haemonchus placei, 1641 nucleotides long. NCBI's taxonomy places the organism in Eukaryota, Metazoa, Nematoda, Chromadorea, Rhabditida, Trichostrongylidae. The record is from the annotation of a GenBank genome assembly.
UUGAGGUAUAUAUCAGUUCGAGCAGUUAUCUAUGCAGUUUCUAUUUCUAUUCCAGUUACAAUCGUUAUAUACAUAGUGGAAUCGAAUCGCUAUGCUGAACAACUCUAUGAAGAUCUCCUUUACUAUUAUAAUAAAAAUGUGCGACCGGUAAAGAAUGCCAGUGAAAGUAUCAAAGUGAAAUUCGGAGCCUCACUUAUCCGUAUCAUAGACGUGGAUGAGGUGAAUCAAGUUCUAACCACCAACUUAUGGUUAGAGAUGCAGUGGUUCGACUAUAAGUUAGCGUGGGAACCAACUCGAUGGGGUGGCAUAAAAAAGUUGCACAUACCGUCGGACCAGAUCUGGAUUCCGGAUAUCUUGCUUUAUAACAAUGCCGAUGGUGAGCCUCAUAUUACAAUUAUGAGCGAUGCCCUCGUCUAUCACAAUGGACUGAUCGUAUGGAAGCCUCCAAGUAUCUACAAAUCAUUCUGUCCAAUCAAUAUCGAGUAUUUUCCAUAUGAUUCUCAGUCAUGCUCUUUGAAAUUUGGAGGAUGGAGCUACAAUGGAUUCCUCUUAGAUGUGCGGCAGCUACCGUCAGCUGAUUCGCCAAUUAUAAAUCGAGAAGAUGAAAGUGGUAAAGAAUAUCAGUAUCUUGAAAAAGGCAUGGAUUUAUCUGGAUUCUACCAAAGUCUCGAAUGGGAUCUCAUGUCAUUAACGUCACAGCGUCAUGAACAACUAUAUCCAGGAUGUUGCGGACAAGACUUUUACAUUGAUGUCACAUUUGAUAUAGCUUUACGAAGGAAAACCCUGUUCUACACUGUAAACUUGGUCAUUCCAUGCAUGCUGAUAGCUAUUUUGACAACGUUCGUAUUCUAUAUUCCUCCUAUCGAGCAUAAAAUGACGUUCUCCAUUUCUAUUUUGGUUUCCCUUACUGUAUUUUAUCUUGUUCUUAUUGAACUGAUUCCUCCUACUUCUCUAGUCAUUCCUUUGAUAGGUCGAUAUCUUCUGUUCACAAUGUUUCUGGUCGCCAUGUCAAUUCUUUUGUCCGUACUCUCUUUGAAUUACUACAGAAGAGAUGGUUCUGCUCACCCUAUGCCCCACUGGAUGCAAGCCGUCUUCAUCGAAACACUACCGAAAUAUAUUGGUAUUAAAAAAGCUGAAGAAGACGAAGUCAGUGAUCGCGGGAGCAGCACAUCUGAAAUCGGCCAGCUUCUCGAUUCUUCCCGUCGCCCAUCACCGUACUUCCUUACAGUUCCUACUUCCAUUCAAGAUGAUGGGCAGAAACGAACGCGAGGUGAAAUUAAUAAGAUGCGAUUAUCACAACUAGCUCAACUGCGCGGUAUGCACCCCGACUUGAUACGAAGAAUGAUCGACAAUGUCUCGUUCAUUGCUGACCACUUCAGAGCUAUGAAAAAAGAGGACAAGAUCUCUUCCGACUGGUCCUAUGUUGCAAAUGUUAUCGAUCGAUUGGUUCUCAUAAUUUUCACGUUUGUCAAUCUUGUUGGUACGGUUCUUAUCAUUCAAAAUUCGCCUAUGUUAUUCGAUCACACUGAACCGAUGAAAAUUGGUUCGGCGAGCCGACCUCUCUCCGGCGACACUUUUGAGAGCACCUUUGAUGCGAAUUUCACACAGGAAAGUUGGUGGAAGAAUUCUGAAGGCUUAUAA